This is a messenger RNA of Gilbertella persicaria, 2085 nucleotides long. RefSeq names its product amino acid permease/ SLC12A domain-containing protein. The transcript has a single exon. Gene Ontology annotation, molecular function: amino acid transmembrane transporter activity. The record is from RefSeq and is a predicted model, not a curated record. Gene Ontology annotation, cellular component: membrane. Bases 205 to 1833 code for a protein of 542 amino acids. Gene Ontology annotation, biological process: amino acid transmembrane transport. NCBI's taxonomy places the organism in Eukaryota, Fungi, Mucoromycota, Mucoromycetes, Mucorales, Choanephoraceae.
GUUAGAAUCUCGGGAAUUGAAAUGUCAACCUUUUUUUCUUGGAUAUAAAAAAAGAGUAUUUGAUUGUUUAUUAGCUUGUUCCUUGAUCCCUCUUUUUUUCUUUUUAUCUCUCUCUUUUUUUUAAAAAAAAAAAAAAAAAUCCGGGUCUUUGGCCACGAAUCAAAUCAUCUUUUAAAUAUCAAUUAUAACACUUAUUUCAGCAUCAUGACAGAUCCUAUAGAAAAAACCCAAGUGGGUGAUCAAACCAUAGUUGAAAGUGCUGAAAGCUUUGCCUCGGUCGAAUUUGAAGAAACUACCAAGAGCCAUACGUUACAGCGUAACCUCAAGGCCCGUCAUAUUCAAAUGAUUGCUUUGGGUGGCACGAUUGGUACUGGUCUAUUCAUGUCUUCAGGUUCUGCCAUUUCAAGUGGUGGUCCUGGUGGUGCACUUGUAGCCUACGGUAUCAGUGGUCUGAUCGUAUACUGUGUCAUGAUGGGUUUAGGUGAAAUGGCUGCCUAUAUUCCUGUGGCUGGUUCCUUUUCUCAUUUUGCUACUCGUUUUGCUGAUCCCUCUCUUGGCUUUAUGGUUGGCUGGAUCUACUGGGCUAAUUGGGCCAUCGGUGUUGCUCUUGAAUUGACAGGUGUCGGUAUGAUCAUGGAAUAUUGGGUCAAGAAUGUCAACACAGUCGUCUGGAGUAUUGUCUGUCUUGUGAUUCUCGUCUUGAUCAACGUUGUCUCUGUCAAAGGUUAUGGUGAAGUUGAAUAUUGGAUCUCGCUUAUCAAGGUCUUGGUUGUCAUUGUCUUUAUUAUCGUUGGUCUCUGUGUCGAUACAGGUCUAGGCGGUACUUACUAUGGUGUCAGUAACUUCCAUUUAGAAGGUGGUGCUUUCCCCUUUGGAUUCUUGGGUGUCUUUAACGUCUUCCUUUCAGCUGCCUUUGCUUUUAACGGUGUUGAACUCUUUGGUAUCACUGCUGGUGAAUCUGCUAACCCUCACAAGACAGUUCCUCUUGCUGUGAAGCAAAUCUUUUUCCGUAUUGUCUUGUUCUACUUCCUUUCUAUCCUUGUAAUUGCUCUUGUGAUUCCUUACACAGAUCCUGACCUCUUGCACGGUUCUAGUGAUGUUGCUGUCUCUCCCUUUACACUUGUGUUCCAAAAAGCAGGCGCUCCUUGGGCUGCUGACUUUAUGAACGCCAUUAUCUUGAUCACCAUGAUUUCUGCUGGUAACUCAGGUGUCUACUCUUCCUCGCGUACCCUUUUGGCUUUGGCCGACGAUGGCUAUGCUCCUCGCUUUGUGAAACGUGUGAAUCGAUGGGGUAUUCCUAUUUGGUCUGUGUUGGCUACUUGUCUUAUCGGCUGUAUUGCUUUCUUGACUUCCUUUAUUGGUUCUGGUAUUGUGUUCACUUGGCUACAAGACUUGACUGCCUUGGCUGGUCUGAUUACUUGGAUUGCUAUCUCUAUCACCCACAUUCGUUUCCGUCAAGGCUACCUUGCACAAGGUCGUUCCUUGACGGCUCUUCCCUACGUGGCUCCUCUUUUCCCUUACGCCGAUAUUUUCGUGAUUGUGAUCUGUACGAUUGUUGUGUUUGGUCAAGGCUAUUCUGUUUUUAUUCCACCUGUGACACCUUCUGGUUUCUUUGGUAGUUACAUCGGUUUGAUCUUGGGUAUCUUGCUCUAUGUAGGUCACCGAGCUUGGUUCCGUCCUCCUUUUGUGAAGAACAUUGACAUGGACUUUGAAAGUGGUACUUUCCAUGCUUCUGUGAUGGAUAUUCGUGAAAAUGACAAUUUAGAUGAAAACGGAAAGCCUUUGACGAAAUGGCAAGUCUUUAGAAACCGCAUCAUUGCUGUUGUUGCUUAGAAGAAACACAUUGAUUCCCCCUUUCCUCUUGUUGUAAAUAAUCAUUUUACGUUUCCAGUUAAUCUUUUUUUUUUUAUUACUAUUAAAUCACAUUUCUCGGUUACACAUAAAUAUACCCUUUUAUGUAUAUUUAACUUCCACGAUACGUAGUGUAAGAAUAAGGACUAAUCAAUAAAGGAAUAUGAUAAUGUUGUUCAGGAUUUGCCAAUUCAAAUACAAUCUGUACAUGUCAAUAAAAGGAAUGACUUGAAC